Molecule: messenger RNA, 2480 nt
Organism: Drosophila subobscura
Lineage: Eukaryota; Metazoa; Arthropoda; Insecta; Diptera; Drosophilidae
Product: putative mediator of RNA polymerase II transcription subunit 26
Exons: 3
Coding region: 476-2296 (606 amino acids)
Molecular function (GO): protein binding
Source: RefSeq, a predicted model, not a curated record
UGCCUCCGAGAGUCCAAGCGAACCAAAGUCAGCCAUCAAAAGAGCUAAAGAAGAAAGUGAGUUGAGAUGCGAUGCGAUGUGUGCGCAAGAUUGGAUUUAUUGACGGUUUUUGGAUAUUGUGAUCGACUAGCGGUUCUUUAAAUAACAAACUGUUAACUCAAUAUUGAGACACCAAAGACCCGAAAGACCCAAUCAAAAGCUGCAUCAGUUUAGACGGCGGCUUAGAGGCUGAGAUAACAAAGAAAGUGAGAUCAACUAGUUUUUGGAUGCUUGUCCGAAAGUCGCCUCUGUGUUUGUGUGUGCGUGUGUGUGUGUGAGUAAAAUUUGAUAGAAAUUCCACUUUUUUACUUUCGGAAAAGAUCUCGAAGCAGCUGCAAAACUGAGAAAUGUCAAAUCUCAAUAGACCGUCGUGGAAACAAGUCGCGCGAGCCACGAACUCAGCUCUGAUUCCGCAUUGAGUUAUUACAGCAACAAAAUGUCGCAAGGCGUAAUGAAUCUAUUAAACAAUCUUCUAAAGAUAUUCAUUGUGUUUGCCUGCGUCUUCUCGCGAGUGCAGUGUAACAAGAAUGGUGGCCAAGAAUAUACGAGUGACUCGGAUCUGCUGCGCAAUGCCCGACUAUUCGAUUUCUUGGGCGAGCCCAAGCCACACUUUAGCCACACGCGCAGUAGACCGCCAGGACCCAAUGUGUUUCCACUGCACCGCCUGAAUGCACGUUCCGAUGGUCCGGCACCAAAUCAAUUUCCACCCAAAUUUGCCCUGAGAUCUCCACAACCGCCAGCAGGACUGCAUCAUAUGGGCAUCGAGCAGAAUGCGAACUACCCAUUCAUCGAGAACAAUCCGCAGCACAGGGGAUAUCAUUAUGAUAAUAGUAAGCCCGUGAGAUUUGCACACUUCAAGGAUGCAGUGCUGGAUGUUGGAAAGAACCAAUUUGUACGUCCGGAAGGCAUACUCCAAUAUCCCUCCGAGCAGUACUUACAGAACUUCAAGACAGCGCCUCGGUUCAAUGGAAAUGUCAAUCUGCUACAAAAGAAUCCCAACCCCUCGUACACGCCGUUCCCGCAGCAUGAGAUUCCGGUGCAGCCCAACCAAUACAUGCACCACCCGAAACCCUAUGUCCAGCCUGAAAACUACGGUCCAGUGCAAUCGAAACAAGCUGUCAUGAAGAAAGCUCAAUUCCCGCAGGAACACAGCAGCUACGCAGUGCAUGAAGAGUUGGACAAUCUGCCAAAACAAGGCAUUCCACAGCAACAGGGGAACUUCCGGCAGCCAGUGGCACCACAAAUAGAAUCAAAGGAGGCGCAGGAUUACCUACACUUCAUGGGCACCAAUGAGUACUUCCUGCCCAAACGAGAUCCUGACUAUAAGAAACUGGACGCUGAGCACGAUGGUGUUCCCAGCCCCAUUCAGCAUUCCCAGCAAUAUCCACAAUCCCAGUUGCAGCAAUAUCAGCAGCAGCAGCAGUCCCAGCAGCAGCUUCAGUCUCAUCAGCAGCCACAGCAGCAGCCUCAGCAGCAACAUCAACAACAUCAACAGCAGCAGCAUCAUUACCCCAUUAACGGCGGAGCCCAACAUCAAGCCACAGACAAUAGUCUGUCAUCCAGCUAUAAUGAACCCAUCCAAGUGGCCGAUUUGUUUUAUAAUCAGGAUCCAGCACCUCCAAAUGUGGCGGUGGUACGCGGCAGCUAUCAGGCCGGUCAGGAUGUGUUUGUGGUCAAGUCUGAUGGCAACAAGGCUGUCAAGCAUGUGGUUCUAACUCCGAUGACAGCCCAAACAACGACUCCAGCACCACCAUCAACGGCAAGGAACCAAAAUCUUCAGAAGAGUCACAAAGGCUUUACACAAGAGCCGGUGCGAUUUGAAUUUACCGAGCAAGAUGCCAUUAGGGGACACAUAAGUUACACCCAAUCUCCGCAGGGGAACAAAUAUAAGUACGAGACAAUCUACUCAACACCCCAUCAAACAAAUCCGGUUCAAGCACCAGCUCCCAUUGCCGAGAUCGCCAAGCCGAUCAAAGAAUACAGCGACGACAUCGAAGACAGCGCCGAUACGGAACAUUCGAAACAGCAACAAAUCGAGAAUACACAAAUACAAGCUGCAGGCGCUGCGAAUUCUCAGGAUGAUACAAAGGCUACCGAAAGCUACUGUGAAAAUAUAUGCGCAAAUGUUUAUGAUGAAAAUGAUGAGAUAGUUUGUGGAUCCGACGGCUAUAUGUACACCGGAGAAACACAAUUAGAGUGUUAUUCGUCCUGCCUUAAUAUAAGUAUAACCAUCAAAAGUAAGGGAUCUUGCACAUGAGCGCUAAGUGCGUUUGCCUUAAUGAUACUUAGAAUAACGAAUAAACAAUUUGAUAGUUUUAAUAAUUUAUUUAUAUUAUUUAUUGCUAGUGUAAGAGUAAUUUUAAUCACAGCCUCAGCUAUUUACUCAAGCAAUAUUGCUAAUGUCUUUAAAAAGGUAGAAAUAUUGAAACUGAUUUUGUUGU